Ictalurus punctatus (channel catfish) is the source of this 1803-nucleotide messenger RNA. It is a transcript of the gene tcn2, whose product is annotated as transcobalamin II. The coding region runs from base 132 to 1436 and encodes 434 amino acids. Gene Ontology annotation, molecular function: cobalamin binding. The transcript has 9 exons. Gene Ontology annotation, biological process: cobalamin transport. NCBI's taxonomy places the organism in Eukaryota, Metazoa, Chordata, Actinopteri, Siluriformes, Ictaluridae. The record is from RefSeq and is a predicted model, not a curated record.
UCUAAAUAAAUAGCUGACCCAAAGUUGCUUCGUCCAUUCACGCCACGCUAUUCGUGAAAGGAAGUAAUUGUAAAAAAAAAAAAAAAAAAAAAAGAGUCGGUAAUUUCCUGACUGCAGUGUAAAUCCGUGUCAUGGGUUUAUUUUGUAGCUCAGCCCAGAUGAAGAUGAUUUUCUGCGUUAUAGCGGCUCUGUUUGCUCUGACUGUAGCCAAUACAGCAGCCUCGGAUAAUAAAAAUCUCCUGCUCAGGCUGAACCAGGAUCUGCUUCGUUCCACCGAAAAUCAGGAGUCUCUUCCCAACCCGAGCAUCCACAUCGCCCUGCGCCUCUCCACCCAGCAUAACCUGAUCAAAGAGGGCCAGUACCUCAACCAGCUCAAGACCAAGUUCCAUGAGGACAUUCAGAGCACUUUGAACACGGGGAAGCCUGUGGUGGGCCGCCUCGCCCUCUAUGUGUUGGCGUUAAAAGCUUCCUGCCAUGACCUGAGCAAUGUAUCACUGUUGACGGGUGAGAAGAGCGAACCACUGCUCACACACCUGAAGAAACAGAUGGAGUUGGAGAAGGAGCACAUUGCAAUCAGCGAUCGUCCCCUGACCAACUACUACCAGUACUCUCUGGGCAUUCUGGCUCUGUGUGUAAGCGGAGUGAGAGUGAGCUCUCAUGUCAGCCACAAGCUCACCCAUGCCGCCCUGCACAGCACAUUCAAUCACGGCGACUCCGAAAGUGUGGACACCCUUGCGAUAGCAGGCAUAGCUCUGCAGUGUCUGAAAGAAGCUGAAACCCCGGUUAAAAACAAGAAGGAGUUGGAGAAGGCUCUGGCCACCAUCAAACAGAAGAUUGUGGACUCGGAGCGAGCCGACGGACACUUGGGCAAUGAGUUCAGCACCGGCCUGGCUGUGCAGGCUUUACUGGCGUUGGGCAACAAUGUAGAUGAGUGUUCUAAGUUUAUGAAGGCUCUGUGGACUGAUGUCAAAAAAGGUACCUACCACAAUCCCAUGGCAAUCUCUCAAACCCUUCCUGCUCUCCAGAAACGCUCGUACCUCCACCUGAAGAACAAGGAAUGUCUCAACGAGGACGAUACGCUCGUUCUGGACCCGGUUCCAGUCGUCCUGCCGACCCUGACGAACGUUCUUGUGCUGGUGGAGUUGGAGGUGGUGAAAGCAGAUGGCUCGUCCCUCAAUUAUCAGAUCAACGUUCCCAACGGCACCUCACUCCUCGAGACUCUCACACUGCUCCAGCAGCAGCAGGCGAACUUCAAGUUUGAGAAGGAGGACAGUCUGUGGGGGCCGUUCCUUAGUGUAGUGAACGGAGAACAGGCACGACAGACCGACCGGAGAUACUGGCAUCUUGCUUCAAACGGACAAGGACUGACUCAGGGCAUAAAGGACUAUAAGGUUGAAGCAGCUCAGAAGAUCACCAUCAAGAACACCGGCUACUGAUCUGGGUCCAAAAUGAGACAAGGGAAUCUUUAAUGAGAAUAAUACUAGUAACUUUUUAGUGCUCGUCUAUCUUUUUUAAUGGAUGUUUAACAUCAGGUUGUUCCGACCCACUAAUCCGAUUGGUUCGAGCAGCGAUCAAAGAGUGCUGGGACAUUUCACCGUGUGUAUCACGCGGCUUGUCUGUGUUCACUACGUACAAUUCCAAUAUUCUAGCAAUAGUUAAUUACACUGAAACUGUUACUACCCUUACUAUCAGUCAGUUACCAUCGCGUUACUAUGGUGUUACCAUGGCAGCACUCUAUAUCCAGCUGUGGCUUCUUUGGGAACUAUUUUUCUUGGCGAAGCAAAAAUAAACAAAAUACUUGGC